AUGUCCAACAGUAGCUCCAUCACCAACUUCCUCCUCCUGGCAUUCGCAGACACACGGGAGCUGCAGCUCUUGCACUUCUGGCUCUUCCUGGGCAUCUACCUGUCUGCCAUCCUGGGCAAUGGACUCAUCAUCAUCGCCAUAGCCUGUGACCAACGUCUCCACACCCCCCUGUACUUCUUCCUCCUCAAUCUGUCCCUGCUCGACCUGGGCUCCAUCUCCACCACUAUCCCCAAAUCUAUGUCCAAUUCCCUCUGGGACACCAGGGCCAUCUCCUACACAGGAUGUGCAGCUCAAGUCUUUCUGUUUGCCUUCUUCAUUUCAGUAGAGUUGUUCCUCCUCACUGUCAUGGCCUAUGACCGCUACAUUGCCAUCUGCAAACCCCUGCACUAUGGGACCCUCCUGGGCAGCAGAGCUUGUGUCCAUAUGACAGCAGCUGCCUGGGGCAGUGGGUUUCUCUAUGCCGUGCUGCACACUGCCAAUACAUUUUUACUACCACUCUGCCAAGGCAAUGUCAUAAAUCAGUUCUUCUGUGAAAUCCCUCAGAUCCUCAAGCUCUCCUGCUCACAAUCCUACCUCAGGGAAGUUGUGGUCCUUGUGCUUAGUGCCUGUUUAACUUUUGGCUGUUUUGUUUUCAUUGUGCUGUCCUAUGUGCAGAUUUUCAGGGCCGUGCUGAGGAUCCCCUCUGAGCAGGGAGUGCACAAAGCCUUUUCCACGUGCCUCCCUCACCUGGCUGUGGUCUCCCAGUUUCUCAGCACUGCCAUGUUUGCGUACCUGAAGCCCCCCUCCAUCUCCUCUCCUUUUCUUGAUCUGGUGGUGGCUGUUCUUUACUCAGUGGUACCUCCAGUAGUGAACCCCCUAAUUUACAGCAUGAGAAACCAGGAGCUGAAGGAUGCUGUGUGGAAACUGGUGACUGGAUGUUCCUAA
Molecule: messenger RNA, 924 nt
Organism: Opisthocomus hoazin
Lineage: Eukaryota; Metazoa; Chordata; Aves; Opisthocomiformes; Opisthocomidae
Product: olfactory receptor 14C36
Biological process (GO): G protein-coupled receptor signaling pathway
Cellular component (GO): membrane
Molecular function (GO): olfactory receptor activity; G protein-coupled receptor activity
Source: RefSeq, a predicted model, not a curated record